Amorphotheca resinae ATCC 22711 is the source of this 2133-nucleotide messenger RNA. RefSeq lists its product as hypothetical. The record is from RefSeq and is a predicted model, not a curated record. The coding region runs from base 1 to 2133 and encodes 710 amino acids. NCBI's taxonomy places the organism in Eukaryota, Fungi, Ascomycota, Leotiomycetes, Helotiales, Amorphothecaceae. The transcript has 3 exons.
AUGUCGGGUUCGACGGACCUGGACAUGCAGGGUCAGAUCGAGUCCGAGGACGCUGAGCAGCAGGAUCGCUCCAGAAAGACAGUCCAUGGCAUGAAGAUCAAGCUAACCCUAGAUCUAAUGGAAGCCCGCGAUCUCGCAUUGCAAAAGCAGAAUGAAUACACUGAAGCUUACAACAGAAACCAGGAGCGCCUCCGGGCGCAUUAUCCGAUGCUCAACGAUACCUCUGUCGAUGUUCUUGCUGAGAUUGAGCGGCUUCAAAAAGAAUACACUUAUGAACGAUCCGUGGAGCGCGUAGUUAAGGUUUGCGGAGAUCAGCUGAGGAUUGUGUCAGCCGACAGGAGCAAAAUCGUCGUACAAUACCGAAAGAUCCCACUCAAUUACAAAGCUGGCAAAGAGGAAUACACCAACUGGACCUCCUCCUGUGCUUUCACUCCUUCGCGUUCUCCGUCGCCAGAUCUAGGCGCUGAUUACAAUUACCGUACCAACGCUGAUAAUCCAGAUCUAAAGUCUGUGUCCCCUUGCUCAUCAUCUUCCGGCUCGCCCCCUUCCUCGCCCGCUGCCGGCUAUGUCUAUGUCGACACUGCAGCUGUUGCUCUCUCAGAGGAUCAUCGUGCACAGUUGCCUGCGCUUGCUGCUCGUCCUAAGGGUCGUACCCUACUAAGACACCCUGCAUCCGACGAUCGCACUGCUGGCAUUAGCCAAUUCGAGCUCUCUGAUGUUCGCAACGAGGAGCCGUCUCUCGUGCCUGCAUUUCCCACUACGAGCCGUGCUGAUAUCAUCGCCAUCAGUUCUGAACUCGAAGACAAUGGUAUACAAGUGCCUGUUUCGAGCUACUCUGUCAUUGGACCCCGUACUCAGCUCACUGCAUCUGCGUUGGCUCAUUUUGAGAAUCCUACCUCGCCUUCGCGCACCUUCUCAUAUAUUGCUCAUCAUGAUCAACACGAGAUGCACGAAUUCGCUCCCUUGGACAGUGACCGCUAUCAUAUGGGUUCUGUCUCGUCCAGUAUCUCUUCCGAGGCCUACCAUCUCGCCAUCCUCUCCGCCGAGGAUCCCUCACGCGCUUCAUCAGUGAUUGCGCAGGAUGACCUGAGCGACAUGGAUGAUUUUCCCGACUCAGCCAGUGAUUGCUCGGGUUCGGUAUCCUCAUCUCUUGUUUCUGAAAGACGCAUGCUAUCGAUACUCAGUGAGGUGGCUUUCCCAGAUGCUCCUAACUGGGAGCCGGGUUUCCACUCAUCCACGCUCACUUCCGGCCAUGAGCACACCGCUGCACCUGUCUCGACUUCCAUGGAAGAUGAUAUCUCGGAGCCGGGUUCGCGUGCGAGCACCAGCUCACUCAUUGCCAGAGGAUACGAUAUGGUCGGACCGAACGAAGAAGAGUUUCCGGAUAUCGACUUCUCACAGUUGUUUUCGCGCUCUCCAUCUCCUACCUCCGACCAUGACCCGAUCGCCUCGCCUGAUCUGAUUCUCAGUGAUGCUAGCUCUGAGUCAAGUUCGCGCUCUCGCUAUGUCACCCCUGAUGAGAGUCCUAGAGUUGCCCCUGGUUUGGCUAUUUCAGAUGGUGACCGCUCGGGAUCGGGUUCGCACUCCUCGUUGAUUGCCGGCCAUUUCCAAUACGAUGCUCCUGAGUUUCGUGCUCGGCUUAUCGCAGCCCUUGAAGCAUCACAAGUUGACGGUUCGGAGCCAGGUUGGAGCCCCCUCUCAUCGAUUGCCGGCCAUACGCAGCCAGCUUCACCUGAUGCUCAGUCCGUGGCAGCCGAUGAAGACAUGUCAGAUGGUGGCAACUCGGACUCAGAUACGCUCUCCUCCGCAUCGAUUGCCCGUUACGCGGAAUACAACAUCCCUGCAACUCCUGCUCAGCUCAUCGCAGCCGUUGAACCUCUGUCAGACAAUGACAGCUCCGAGUCGGGAUCACUCUACUCGCCGGCCGCUCCUGCUUCUGGUCAAUUUCACCUCGUGAUGCAUGGACCGUGUAUGGGAUGUGGUCACGUCAGCUCUAACGCCUGGCUCUCCGGUCCUUCCCCAGAGCGAGACACGUGCGAGAGAUGUGGCUUGAGCCGUGUCGUUAGCCAGCCCAACGAAACCUCAUCUUCUGAUGAAGUUGUCUUCGUGGGCCUAGAUACCCCCAUGGACUAA